CGGGCCAGAGAGAGGCCUUGUAGGCACUGCCGCGGAGGCUCGAUCGCCUCCGAGUAGGGGCUCCUUCCCGGAUCGGAACCCGGGGAUCCGUGCCCGCCGAGCCGCGACCUAACCCCCUCCCAGCGCUCGGGCCGACGGAUGAGCUGAAGAUGUUUUAAUGACAUCACCCAGCUAGAAGUCAGAAGAUAGGCUCUUUGGAAAUGACCAUUAAGAAGUAGAUUCCCAGAUGCAAAGUGAUGAAACAGCCAAUUUGUCAUAAAGUAAAAUGCAGCUGUGGCUUUUCAACCAGAUUAGAACAAAAUUGUAUCUAUUUUUCUCAGAAGAGAAUUCUACAAGAGAAAACAGACAUGAGAGGAAUCUCAUUUAAAUUACAGUGCAAGGAAUUUAGAUUAGACAAAGACUUUCCAGAAGAUAAAGUACCACAUAUUGAAGUGAUUUGUUAAGUCAUCAAACAAAAAAACAUGGUAUUUUGAAGUAUGAUUAAACUCCUGAUGCUGCAGCAGAGGCUAAGAAUAUUAAUGGCCAGAUCUAGUGCUCACAUGGUCUUCUGAAAGAAGCCAUGGGUAGCUGUUGUAGCUGUCCAGGUAAAGACACUGUCCCAGACAACCAUCGGAACAAGUUUAAGGUCAUUAAUGUGGAUGAUGAUGGGAAUGAGUUAGGCUCUGGCAUAAUGGAACUUACAGACACAGAACUGAUCUUAUAUACGCGCAAACGUGACUCAGUAAAAUGGCACUACCUCUGCCUACGACGCUAUGGCUAUGAUUCGAAUCUCUUUUCUUUUGAAAGUGGUCGACGGUGUCAAACUGGACAAGGAAUCUUUGCCUUUAAGUGUGCUCGUGCAGAAGAGUUAUUUAACAUGUUGCAAGAGAUUAUGCAAAAUAAUAGUAUAAAUGUGGUGGAAGAGCCAGUUGUUGAAAGGAAUAAUCAUCAGACAGAAUUGGAAGUCCCCAGAACACCUCGAACACCUACAACUCCAGGGUUUGCUGCUCAGAACUUACCUAAUGGAUAUCCCCGAUAUCCCUCAUUUGGAGAUGCUUCAUCCCACCCUUCAAGCAGACAUCCUUCUGUGGGAAGUGCACGCUUGCCUUCAGUAGGUGAAGAAUCUACACAUCCUUUGCUUGUGGCUGAGGAACAGGUACAUACUUACGUGAACACUACAGGUGUGCAAGAAGAGCGGAAAAAUUGUGCAAGUGUGCAUGUCCCUUUGGAGGCAAGGAUUUCUAGUGCUGAAAGCAACACUCCAAAAGAAGAACCUAGUAGUAUUGAGGACAGGGACCCUCAGGUUCUUCUUGAACCUGAAGUAGUCAGAUUUGUCUUAGGACCAACUCCUGUUCAAAAGCAAUUAAUGGAAAAAGAGAAACUGGAGAAAAUUGGAAGAGAUCAAGUCAGUGGAAGUGGUGCAAAUAACACAGAAUGGGACACUGGAUAUGACAGUGAUGAACGAAGAGAUGCGCCCUCUGUUAACAAACUGGUGUAUGAAAAUAUAAAUGGGUUAUCUAUCCCUAGUGCCUCAGGGGUCAGGAGAGGUCGUCUGACAUCCACCAGUACCUCAGAUACCCAGAAUAUCAACAACUCAGCUCAGAGAAGAACUGCAUUAUUAAACUAUGAAAAUUUACCAUCUUUGCCUCCUGUUUGGGAAGCCCGCAAGCUAAGUAGGGAUGAAGAUGACAAUUUAGGACCAAAGACCCCAUCUCUAAAUGGCUACCAUAAUAAUCUAGAUCCAAUGCAUAACUAUGUAAAUACAGAGAAUGUAACAGUGCCAGCAAGUGCUCACAAAAUAGAAUAUUCAAGGCGUCGGGACUGCAUACCGACAGUCUUUAACUUUGAUAUCAGACGCCCGAGUUUAGAACACAGGCAGCUCAAUUACAUACAGGUUGACUUGGAAGGAGGCAGUGACUCCGACAACCCUCAGACUCCAAAAACGCCUACAACUCCUCUUCCACAGACCCCUACCAGGCGCACAGAGCUGUAUGCUGUGAUAGACAUUGAGAAAACUGCUGCUAUGUCAAAUUUGCAGAAAGCACUACCACGAGAUGAUGGUACAUCUAGGAAAACUAGACAUAAUAGUACUGAUCUGCCCAUGUGAGCCUGGAAAGCAUUACAUUGUUUGCACCUUUGUGAAUUUUUUAAAAAUGAAGAUGCAAGUGCUUCAUUUUCUUUUCUAAACACUAACUCCUUUUAUAGACUGAUCAUUUUUUUUUAACUAUUUCAUGUGCUUCUUGAAAGGGAAUUAAUGUAGAGCAGGUACUCAUUAAAAACACUAAUUUCAUUAUAUACUACUCAUUCCUGUACAGCAGCACUCCCGUUUUCACAGUGCCUAUUUAAAAUGAGAGUUGAAGUGAGUGACAUGCUGGUUGAUUUUUAUCAAUAUUCGGGACUUACGCAUAUCCUUCAUGCAUAAGUCAUGGUUGGCAUUUAAAACAUUUUAUAAAGCCUCUUGAUAAUGUACAUUGCUAACAGAUAACUCUAGGCUUUGAAAGUAAUAUUUGUAGAUUCACUGUUCAUGGUAUGUGGCAUCUAGCAUGUAACAUGAGGAAUCCUUUAUUUCAUUAAUUGUAGGCUUUUUGACUUGAGCCAAACCAUAUGUAAAGGAAAUAGAAGUACCACACUCCUUAUAUACCAGUCAGUUCCUUUGCCUUCAGCUGACUAGAAAGUCCUGUGUCCGUGAAUGUGGUUGCUGUUGGUGUGUUGAAAGUCAGGAAGGAGACAAGAUUUUCUGUUCAUUCAUCUCAUGGUUAUUGGAAGGGCAUGCCCAGAUACCUGAAUCAGAAUUACGGUAGGCUCGAGAAUCGGUCUCAGGUCCCUUUACCCCAAAACAUUUGAAAAUCUGAACCGUGAUCUCUUGAAAGUGUCUCUCCUAUGGAUUAUUAACGAUAAUAUUGCUUAUGGAGGCAUUUGUGCCAUUAGAUUGCCAUUUACCUUCAGUUUUUUCCUUUGGUGUUUGGGAUGUCUCAUUUUGUUGCUUAAUGUCUCUUUCAAUUUAAAAUGUUUGAGUUUGUAAAUAGUUUUAAAAAUGGAUUA
Pteronotus mesoamericanus is the source of this 3021-nucleotide messenger RNA. It is a transcript of the gene FRS2, whose product is annotated as fibroblast growth factor receptor substrate 2. Gene Ontology annotation, molecular function: fibroblast growth factor receptor binding; transmembrane receptor protein tyrosine kinase adaptor activity. Bases 560 to 2086 code for a protein of 508 amino acids. Lineage: Eukaryota; Metazoa; Chordata; Mammalia; Chiroptera; Mormoopidae. Gene Ontology annotation, cellular component: cell-cell junction; cytoplasm. Gene Ontology annotation, biological process: fibroblast growth factor receptor signaling pathway. The record is from RefSeq and is a predicted model, not a curated record. The transcript is spliced from 11 exons.